Messenger RNA from Pichia kudriavzevii, 2229 nucleotides. RefSeq lists its product as uncharacterized. The record is from RefSeq and is a predicted model, not a curated record. The transcript has a single exon. The coding region runs from base 1 to 2229 and encodes 742 amino acids. Lineage: Eukaryota; Fungi; Ascomycota; Pichiomycetes; Pichiales; Pichiaceae.
AUGCACACAACCCUAUUUCCCAUCCAAGAAGCUGCUAACUCCGAAUGCAGCUUGGCUCCUACCUCAACCGUCUCUAUAGCAAACCCAUUGGUUGCUGCUUAUGCGGUCUCUGAAUCCCAAUACAGGGACGAACUACAGAUCCUGUCUUCAAUUGUGCGAUCCUUUGAUCCUGUUUAUGAUAACUACUACGAUGACUCGCUGGAUGACGUUACCAAUGAAAUGGUGGCCGUACGCAAACAGAGAAACAACCAAUUUUUACACAUUGUCACAAGCUUGAGAGAGAAACAUAUUGAGCUCUCCCGUAUUUUCUCAUACACUAUGGAAGAGUUACUCGUGGGGUUUGCCAAAUGGGCGUUGGACAUCAACACCUUCUAUGAAUCGUAUUUGGAGUACUACAAACUAGACCUGAACCAAUGCAAGUCGGAAAUUAAGAUAAGGAGAAGACCUUUAGUGAGAAUAAAACAUUUGCUCAACUUCACCACUUCUUUGAAGUUGCUUGUUGCUCAAUCAACGCCUCAACAUUAUACACCAGAACUGAUUUCGGAUUUAGAGAUUAUAACUUACAAGUUAUCAAAAACUUUACAAGAAUCUAACAAUUUAGAUGCAAAUGAACGUGAGAAAUGCGAACUUCAUGUCAACAUAAUUCAUGCUAAAGAUAUAGUCCAGUUGAAGCCAAUAUGUGUGGACGUAUCUUCUUCGAUAUUUUCUGGUGCCGCUAUCAUAGCAGACGUCCACUACGUGAAUAACCUCGAACAGACGUCUCUUAGCUUUAUGAACAUGGAAGUUUACAUUGCAAGUGAGAAAUUCUGUAUGGUUGAAAGGGAUACUCUAGGUAAGAGUUUACUGUUUGCCCCAUUGAGAAGAAACGAAUUCACCUUGAUCGAUAAGGAUAAACUACUCUUUCAUCAUACCAUCCAUUCGGAUAUCCAACUUUGCUUCUCUAUAAGGGGAGACCCAUCACUGGCUGAUAUACUAAUCGACUACUUCCCCUCUAAGACUGACAGUUAUCAAUAUUCUACCCCUUCAUUUGGACUUGGGUUCCAGGAUGCAGAAAUCAAGACGCCUCAGUCACAGUCACCAGCACAUUCAAGGACUUCGUCAGUGGAAUCCACUGAACCAUUAGAACUCAACACUUCCAAUAUACCACUCUACAAACUCAAGUUUGCGAGCUCUUCAACCGCUAUAGCUACAUCGCUACAUCCUGUACAAUACAUACAAGAUCGCCCGCAGAUGGACAGAGAAACAGAACUUUCAAAAUCGUUCCUGACAUCCAUUGCCAAUGAUGAAGAUUCGGACGACGAAGACAAUGAUGCCGAAUCAAUUAUAUCCGAUACUACGGAGCCUGUUUUAGAAAUGCCGGUUACCAAGAAGAUUGAUUUUUCCAAAUACAAACCCUCCGCUGUUACAAAGGAGCAAAAGAUAAAGAAGAAAAACAUUUUCAGCUCGUUCUCUAGUUUGUUCAAGAAACAAAAACAAGAACCUAAUCUAUCGAAAACAGCACAUCCUCAAAUAGUACGUAAAUCUUCAAUACCUGACUUUUUAUCGAAUCCCCAAACAAGAGAAUUACCCAAUGCGAAUGUCGGUGUGUGGAAUUCAAUGUCGUGGACAAAACCUGAGGAUGUAAGGAUACGUUUGCAUGAGCAAGAUGAAUCACACUAUCUAGAGGUUAAAAUGAGGUCUCCAUUGCUUUUACAACUAAAUGAGUUUACAAAAUGUGCGGUACAUGCAAUAGAUAUCCAUUUAACCUCGAAGGAUCAUGAUGGCUGGAAACAUACAAUCUUAAUCAGACCAUCAAAUAGAAGAGAUUUGGAUUUACUUUCAAAGGUAAUAUCUCAUCCAGAAAUAGGCAUUGUUGAAUCUUUUUCUGUGGAAUCUGAGUUGAGUAAAAUAACAAGAAUUUCAAAUACAGAAUCUGAUAAAACUGGAAAUUCGGAUAUUACACAAAAUGAAACCAAGGAAAUGUCAUGGACUGGUGUCGGUAACUUAAAUCAGAUAAGAAACGGUAAACUGAUUGAUUUAAAUCGUUGCGUUAUGACCAUCACCAACCGUUCCGGAGAAAUCGAUCUCGAUUUUACUGGGUUUGAAUUUGGGGCUAUUGAUUUGAAAACACAAGCUGCAAAAUUCAAUAAACUCAGUGAACUCGAGAUUUCAGUUGAUGACUAUAUUGUCACCUUUGAUGAUCUAAAAGACCUCCAACAAUUCAAUGAAUGUGUUUUUGUUUUAGGAUAA